AUUAUUUUUAUUAAAUUUAAAAAUGGCGGACGAUGCAUCCAGCAGUAGUGCCUGUGCCGGUAAUUCUGUUGAUAAUUCAAUAAAUCAAGAUGAAUUAAUUAUGAAACAGCAACGUGAAAUAGAAAAAGAGAUAUCGGAGACCAUUCCUCUCGUCGGAGAUCUCGAAGCGCUAUCGACUUUAGAAAAAGAAUACAAUGAAGACCCCAUUUAUUUGUUAAAAGUCAAAGAUCUAUCUGCCAAAUACAAAAACAUUAGGAGAACCAGGCCGGACGGCAAUUGCUUUUUCCGUGCCUUUUCGUAUGCUUAUUUGGAGCACCUCCUCACUGAUAAAAAUGAAUAUGAUAAAUUUUACGAAAUAGCCAAGAACUCAAAAGAAAUACUUGUUGCUUUAGGAUUUCCUCAGUUCACUGUUGAAGACUUUUAUGAGACGUUUAUGGAAGUCAUACAAAGAGUUGGUGAACAAGCGGGUGGGUCCCUGGAAGAGCUGGGAUCAAUUAGAGAGGAACUACACGAUAAGUUUAAUAAACAGGGUUAUUCAGACUAUAUAGUGGUGUACCUGAGACUCAUUACAUCAGGUCAGCUACAAACCCAGCAUGACUUCUAUCAAAACUUUAUUGAAGGAUCCCGCACUGUUACAGAGUUCUGUAGACAGGAAGUUGAACCAAUGUACAAGGAGUCAGACCACAUUCAUAUCAUAGCUCUGAGUAAUGCACUUAAUGUCGGCGUAAGGGUUCGCUAUAUGGACCGUGGGGAAGGCAGCCAGGUGAUUGCACACGACUUUCCCGAUGGAGCCAAGCCUCUUGUCCAUUUGCUGUACCGACCUGGCCACUACGAUAUUUUGUAUGCGUGAUUGUGUUGCGCAUUUAAUACAUAUUAAAGUUAAUUAUCUUACUCA
This is a messenger RNA of Vanessa atalanta (red admiral), 895 nucleotides long. Its product is annotated as ubiquitin thioesterase otubain-like. NCBI's taxonomy places the organism in Eukaryota, Metazoa, Arthropoda, Insecta, Lepidoptera, Nymphalidae. Gene Ontology annotation, biological process: protein K48-linked deubiquitination. The record is from RefSeq and is a predicted model, not a curated record. Gene Ontology annotation, cellular component: nucleus. Bases 23 to 850 code for a protein of 275 amino acids. The transcript has 5 exons. Gene Ontology annotation, molecular function: cysteine-type deubiquitinase activity; ubiquitin binding.